AUGAAAGAAUCCGAUGCUGUCAUUCUAAUACAUCUCGGAAUAAAUAUUGUCUUCGCUUUCUUUUUCUUUGGGAUUUCGGCCGUGGUAGUGAGUUGCAUCAUUAAAUGUUAUAAUACUCAUGAUGAUGAUCAUGAUCAUGACAACAACAACGAUGGUCAUGUCAGCAUCACCAUCAAGGAACGUGUCGGUAUAAAGCCUUACGUUCUACGAUCGAUCCCUAUCGUAGACUUCAAUACCAAAGACUUCAAAUACGUCCUCGAAUGCGUCGUUUGUCUCUCGGAGCUAGCCGAUGGAGACAAAGCUAGGGUUUUGCCGAGCUGUGAUCACUGGUUUCACGUUGAAUGUAUAGACUCCUGGCUGCAAUCAAACUCCACUUGUCCUAUAUGUAGAAAGAGAGUUUGUUUGAAGCAGUCAAGAACGAGACCAGAACUUGGCGGCCGCGACAAGAGUUUUAACCAAAACCACGACCAAACAUCCGAACAUCAUGAGUUUUCGACAGAUCCUCCGACGAACACAGACACGGCGAUUAUUGAAGAUGGUGGCUGCGGCGAAGCAAACGAAGGUCAACCAGAAUUAACGGCGGUGGUGAUAGACAUUCCGGCGAAAGAGAUAUAAAAUCAGGCCCAUGCUAGGCAUUAUGGGCCCAUUAUAUGAUAAUAUACUGUCCAUGUAUUAAGCUACCGUGACAUCACUAAAAAGUGAUAAAUAAAUUAUUUUUUUGGUACAAAACUUAUGAUAUACACUAAUAUACU
Messenger RNA from Arabidopsis thaliana (thale cress), 752 nucleotides. Its product is annotated as Zinc finger, C3HC4 type (RING finger) family protein. Gene Ontology annotation, molecular function: transferase activity; ubiquitin protein ligase activity. Gene Ontology annotation, cellular component: membrane. The record is from RefSeq and is marked reviewed. Lineage: Eukaryota; Viridiplantae; Streptophyta; Magnoliopsida; Brassicales; Brassicaceae. The transcript has a single exon. Gene Ontology annotation, biological process: protein ubiquitination. Bases 1 to 615 code for a protein of 204 amino acids.